Messenger RNA from Nematolebias whitei (Rio pearlfish), 1586 nucleotides. It is a transcript of the gene hibch, whose product is annotated as 3-hydroxyisobutyryl-CoA hydrolase. The transcript is spliced from 14 exons. Gene Ontology annotation, cellular component: mitochondrion. Gene Ontology annotation, molecular function: 3-hydroxyisobutyryl-CoA hydrolase activity. The coding region runs from base 66 to 1214 and encodes 382 amino acids. NCBI's taxonomy places the organism in Eukaryota, Metazoa, Chordata, Actinopteri, Cyprinodontiformes, Rivulidae. Gene Ontology annotation, biological process: L-valine catabolic process. The record is from RefSeq and is a predicted model, not a curated record.
UUCCCGGAAGUAAACAAGCAGUGGAGCGAAAGUGCCGGACCGCACGAGAUAAAUCACAAAAAACAAUGUCUUUAACGAUUUUGGCCUCUGCUUGCAGGCUGAAGCCUCUUCACAGACUGCAGAGAAUUCAGGGUCACAUGAUGUCGAGUCACGCGGAACCAGAGGUUCUCCUGGAGAAAGUGGGCAAAGCCGGCCUGAUCACCAUGAACAGACCCAAAGUCCUCAACGCCCUCAACCUGACCAUGAUCCGACAAAUGUAUCCUCAAUUAAAGAAAUGGGAGAAGGACGAUGAUACGGACUUGGUGAUUAUUAAAGGAACGGGAGGAAAAGCCUUUUGUGCCGGUGGAGACAUCAGAGCCGUCACAGACGCAGGGAAAGUCGGCGGCUCUCUGGCGCAGGACUUUUUUCGUGAGGAAUAUAUUCUGAACAACGCUAUAGGAGCCUACAGGAAGCCAUUUGUUGCUAUUAUUGAUGGUAUAACAAUGGGAGGGGGUGUCGGUCUGUCGGUUCAUGGAAGGUUCCGGGUCGCCACAGAGAAAACGCUGUUCGCCAUGCCAGAAACUGCCAUCGGGCUUUUCCCUGACGUGGGAGGCGGCUACUUCCUGCCGAGGCUGCGGGGGAAGCUGGGACUGUUUCUGGCGUUGACGGGCUUCCGACUGAAGGGACGAGACGUGCAGAGAGCUGGAGUUGCCACUCACUUUGUUGAAUCCAAGAAGAUCCCAGAACUGGAGAAGGAGCUGGUGGAUUUAAAGUGUCCCCAAGAUGAAGAUGUCUCCAAACUGCUGGAGUCUUUCCAGAACCAGAGCAGUCUGGACGCCGAUAAGCCUUUUGUCUUGGACAAACACAUUUCUGAUAUUGACAGGCUGUUCAGCUCCAGCAGCGUGGAGGGAAUCGUGCAGAACCUGAAGGCAGACGGUUCAGAGUUUGCUACGAGACAAGCCGAGAUCCUGACCAAAAUGUCUCCGACGUCCCUGAAGUUGACGUUCAGGCAGCUGCAGCGGGGUGGAACCAUGAGUCUGCAGGACGUGCUGGUGAUGGAGUACCGACUGAGCCAGGCCUGCAUGAGAGGCUGCGAUUUCUACGAGGGCGUACGAGCCGUCCUGGUGGACAAAGACCAGAACCCCAAGUGGAAUCCGCCGUCGCUGGCCCAGGUUUCCGACCAGAGCGUGGACGAGUGUUUCUCCUCGCUGGGCGAGAAGGACCUGACGUUCUGAUGUUUGUCAGCUGCUUCCCACCUUCUCUAAACAACCGCUUCCUGCUCUCGGCUGCUUUCGUGGUCGCUUAUUUCGGAGGACUCUGCUGCUGUGGUUUGAAGAAAGCUGCACGACUGACGAGACGUACAUCUUUGGGAUGACUUGAGUUUUCCAACAUAGGUCUGGUUCCUACUUGGCAAACCAGAAAUCAAAAAGUGUUCGCCGAAUAAAGGAGCUGGCAUCGACUGAAUGUGAAUAUUUGGUGACGGUGGAGAGUUUGCAGCCCAGCUUCACCACGAGGACACGGGAGGGGGAACUGAUCUCACCGCUGAGUGCUUUAUUAUGUUUCCCGUGGGCGUUUGUUGACGUGACACGGAUCCGUAUCAUCUGUAU